Clupea harengus (Atlantic herring) is the source of this 1637-nucleotide messenger RNA. RefSeq names its product interleukin-17 receptor B-like. Bases 63 to 755 code for a protein of 230 amino acids. The transcript is spliced from 4 exons. The record is from RefSeq and is a predicted model, not a curated record. Gene Ontology annotation, molecular function: interleukin-17 receptor activity. Lineage: Eukaryota; Metazoa; Chordata; Actinopteri; Clupeiformes; Clupeidae.
AGUCUGCACCAACUAAACCAGAGUCUGAGGAUCACUCCAGAUGUUUGAUCGUGUCAGUGUCCAUGUUGGUUACGCUGUUGGUGUUUGCCACUGGAUUCAGCCUCUAUAUAGCUCAUCGGUGGGCUUUGGUGAGCCCCUCUAAGACGACCUACGAGCGUGCUCCCGCGUCUGUGCUGAUCGUGUACCCGGCAAUGGACGGUGUGUUCCAGCGGGCUGUGGUGGCGCUGGCUGACUUCUUGCAAAGCAGCGGCACCUGCAACGUGGCCAUCGACGUGUGGCAGCGGGAGUCACUGGCCGAGCUGGGCCCACUCCGCUGGCUACACACCCUUGCAGAGACCUCCAACAGGGUCCUAGUCGUGCUACCUGGCCGUGCCACAGACUGUGAUGAGUCUGUGGGAAGGCUGUUGGCUCCCUCUCAGAUGGGGCACACGGUCCCUGCUUCGGCUUACGAGCUCUACCCCUUAGCACUCAAGAUGCCCGGUAAAUCCAAGCUGUGGGUGGUUCACCUGGGCAAGGUGACUGCGAAGAGCAGCAUGCCGGUGGAGCUGAGGGGAUGCCGGUCCUUUGCCCUGCUCAAGGACCUCCAGAAGCUCCUCCAUGACCUCUGCCCCGAACGCAAGGCUGCCAGGGGCCCGUGGCUGAAGUGCUGGGUGGGUGGGGGGUGGCAGAACUCGGACAAGGCUCUGGGCAAACUGAAUGAGGUGGUGCAGCAGCUGGAGAGAUAUGGUGUGAUAGAACAGCCAAAUAUGGUGUGAUCGAGCAGUCAAAUAUGGUGUGAGAGCAGAAAUGUCCCUGGUUGGCUGAAGUUCUAAAAGAAAGCACUUAUUUUUCAUCGGUCUUCUGAGAACUUUUACCAUGUGAUGAGUUCAUUUCACAUUUUAACUUUUUUUCCAAAGCUAGGUCAAACUGGUACAUCAGACAGGCUUCACUCUCAUUUCAUAUUUUGUAAAUUCAACAAGACAUUUAAGUGCUCAAUAUACCUCAGCUGUUCAAUAUACGAUACGUAUUUCUUGUUAUGGUAUCUUUCUGCUCUCACAGGCAUUAAGUAAAUAAAUAAUGGGAAAAAGAUAAAGAUAGGUGAGUCAUUUGUGUGCGUGCACCUUUCUCUUGAGCCUUGAUGGAAAGUAGAACCUCAGGCAGGCAGUUUCAUCACAUCACUUCACUUCAAAACAGUAUACCACUGCUUUGCAUAACAGUAAUUGUGGGUUAUCAGAUCAUGUUAGGUACGUUUCUCAAAAUGCGUUUCUGUAUCGUGUAUGUCUUGAACAUCAGCGGAAGAAUCGCCACAGACUUUCAAACUUGAUUUUUAUUUAUGUUUUUUAAAUAUCGUUUGUACGAAAAAAUAGUACUGGGGUCACCAGACAAAUGCGGCCCUUUCUCUGAGCAUGCGGACUCCAAAGCGCUGCCACUCGUGCUGGUGGAUCCACAUCUCCUGGGUUGUGUCCAGGCAGGCCAGCACCGCACCGCCCUUCCAGGGUAUCAGCUGUGGAUCCAUGUCCUGGGGGGAUCAGAUCAGAAACUCUUGUCAGUCUCUAAACACAUCUAAAGUUCAAUUCACACAACCUAUGAGGCUGAACUGGGAGACCAUGCCGAUACUAAUACUAUAAUAAUGAUUAAAGUUUGAUCAAAGAAAGAAA